Molecule: messenger RNA, 5692 nt
Organism: Ruditapes philippinarum (Manila clam)
Lineage: Eukaryota; Metazoa; Mollusca; Bivalvia; Venerida; Veneridae
Product: ral GTPase-activating protein subunit beta-like
Exons: 27
Coding region: 208-3975 (1255 amino acids)
Biological process (GO): activation of GTPase activity; regulation of small GTPase mediated signal transduction
Molecular function (GO): GTPase activator activity
Source: RefSeq, a predicted model, not a curated record
GCUUCAGUUUUGAUGAUGUUAUAAGCGGCUUUCCAGAACCUAAAAUUUUUUAUUUCUGGUUUUUCAAUUUAUGAUUUUAUUGAACACAUGAAACAAUUUGCAUUGUAAAUAAGUGCAACAAGAUAGAAAGAUAGAGGUGGAAUGGGUGUUUUGAUAUAGAGAGUGUGACUUAUUAUUCUCAGUGGAGAGAGUUACCAGUGAGUAACAAUGUAUGCAGAUUGGGCGUCACUUCAAGAUGAGAUACAGUUUGACAAAACAAACAGAAGUGUACUGCACAAGUUCCCUUCUGCUGUUGGAAAGGACGUGGCAUGUAGUGUUGUCAGGCAUAUCUCACAGAAUCUCAGUAUUACAGUCAAUACAUGUGAUCCCAGCAAUUUAGAAUCUCAUUCUGAGGUGAAAUGGACUAUGGAGGUGUUAUGUUAUGGUCUGAGUCUACCUUUGUCUGAAAACGAGACUAUUAAGGACUGUGUCAAUGUGUACUGUGAAUGGUUGUCCGCCCUAACAAGCCCUAAGCUGUCAGUACCCAAACCAGUGACCGAGGACCCGAACCCAUAUGCCCAGGAUAUGUUACAUCAUCUGCUGAACCUGUUUGUGCCAAGAUCUGGCUCCGGAGCCGAUCUAGUGAAGAGACAGGCAUUGAUGUGUCAUCGCGUGUUGAGAACUAUAGAGAGUGUCGCUAAAGAAUCGGCCAUGUUGACUAGGGAGACGUGGGAAACACUGCUCAAAUUUCUUCUAGCUGCCAACGACAGUCUUCUCUCCCCUCCCACUGAGAAAGAAGACACCGGAUUGAGUUCAUGUAAGUUAGUCACCAGAGCACAUGAAAAUAAGUUGUUUUUAUUCCCCUUGUCAGCCCUGCUUUCUUUCCUUGCUUUUGCCUAUUUUUUCUUCUGCAGCCGAAUUUUAAAAGUGUUUCGAGUCACAUGUACAUGUAUGUCUGAAGAAGAUGGUGGAAAUGCUGCGUCUGUGAUGGGUCCACCUACCCCACCUGGUCAGAGAAAGUCCACACGCCCACUGGCAGCCAUUACAGCACCACUUACUCAGAGAAUGGGGGGAAAUUUCUACCCAGCUUACUAUUCAAGUUUAUUUGCAAUUGUAUUAGGGCUUAGGACAGAUGAGAAUAUGAGUGGUCCAGUUCUAUCAAACAUACUGUUCAACUCAUGUGACCUACUUCGAGUUGACCUAGCUGGUGCACAGAUUCUCGUGCCACAUAUUCUCAGCUCUCUUGAACUCGUAUUACAUGACCUUGUGCCAAAGUUCAGACUUUGUGAACAGAUACCAAGUGUAGAGUUAAGGAAAGCAUGUGUUCACCUCCUUCUUUCUAUGUUAUGUCUUCCACAACAUUUCAAAGACUUGGAAAUUAAAGAUAUUCUAUCUAAUGAGAGUACACCAGAGCACACAAUAUCGUUUAUAUCCCUGAAGUCACGUACCACAGAACUUCUGUUUAAAGCAUUGUUUGUAGAGACAGACUCGGCUAACACUCAGAUGCUUCUUGGAGGGUUAAUGCUGUUGAUACAGGAUCUAGCCCUGUGUGAGGAGGCAGACCAUGCUACUAUACAACCACCUCAACAUGAGGAUCAGACUGAUGCCACUGAUCCACAUGCUGAUGCUAGUCAGGCCAGUGUAUUGAGUAAUGAAUCUACAGACUCCAGUUAUACAGAAUCUUCCUACCAUAGACUUCAUACACAGUCACAUGAUAAUGAAACAGCUUACGGUCUGUUUGGUCAGGCAACCUCUCUAGUGUGUAAUAGACUCAUGGCUUCAUGGAAAGGUGAACUCAGUACGGCUCUAGCUGCCAUGGAGCUGUUGUCAGGGCUUGCCAAGGUCAACAUUACACCUCCAAACAUGCUUAUGUGCAAACGUACCGUCAAGUGGAUCUGUGACUUCAUUGUGUUUCAGUGCAGUCGGCCGGCCCCGAAUCACUCCCGUGACCUACAUUCAAUGAUUGUGGCUGCUUUUAAAUGCUUAACACUUUGGUUAGUUGAACACAGUCGGUUGUUGUAUGAUAAAGAAUGUCUCCACAAUGUCCUUGAAGUUGUGGAGCUUGGCAUCUCUGGAUCAAAGUCACAGAAGAAAUCUUCUGACACGGGAACUGUGUCUUUAAAAUUCGGCAAAGAUGAAAAAUCGGUUUACACGCAGAAUAAAGCAAGUGAUACACCUAAGUUUAAGGGUGAGAAAGACCUGAUGCCGGCCUCAAUGAGAGUCAAAGAUGCUGCUGAGGCCGUCCUGACAUGUAUCAUUGAUCAAGUGGGAGCAUUUCCUCCACCAUGUGGACCUGAGUCAUUGUUCUCAUUGCUAGAUGAGAAGUCUCUGUUGAGAUACGCCAAAGGAACAGGACUACCAGAACAUGGAUCACCAUUUAGAUACUUUGUCCUGGACAACUCAAUCAUUAUCGGGCUUUUGGAACAACCACUAGGAAAUUACGAAGAUCCAUUGCCAACAGUAACAGCUCUGAUACGAGGUCCGUUUGGUCGACAUGCUUGGACAAUGCAACUUAGACAUUCUCCCCGCACAAAUAAGAUGUCAUCAUCAAAGAGUCUUCUGUCAGAUCCUCAGCGACCACUGCCAAAUGAAAACAUUGGUACACAUCAUACAGUAAAACACAAGUUUUUCCCAGAUAGUGUCGACAAAAUACCCCUUACUAUGGCAGAUAAAAGUAUACCGACCCUAGACUCCCUGGUAACAGAUGUUAAAAUGGAGUCUGACCUAGAUAAACUGAAGAGGCAGAUUGAGCAGCAGACGCAGUUUGAAAAUAACAUUGCGAGGCGGAGUCAGGUGGAGGCGGCACGCAGGAAGACUCCGCCCAUGGAGUGUAAACAACCGAAAGUGUGUCAAGAGUUCCAGACUGCCAGACUGUUUCUAUCUCACUAUGGAUUUUUGUCACUAGAGGCAUUAAAGGAGCCUAGCAACUGUAGCCUUCCUCCAGCUCUAGUGAUGUUGGACACAAGUAACACCAAUUUAUUCUCCGAUAUUGAAGCAUUGGAUAGUAUACCUAGCAGAGAUAGUGAUACUGUUCAUGUCUUCUAUGUGAAAACUGGACAGAAACAGGCACAGGAUAUUGUCUCUAAUGUUUCAUCAAGAACAAGUGUUCAGCCUCAGUUCCUUGAGUUCUUACAUUCACUUGGCUGGCCUGUAGAUAUAGGGAAACAUGCUGGAUGGACAGGACAUGUAGCUACCAGCUGGAAAAUCAUGGAUCAAGAUGAUGCUAGUGAUAGUGAAUAUCCUAGAGGUACUGGUGGAAGUGUAUAUGAUGGUAGACAGCAGGUUUUAUACUGGGCUGAUGUUAUGUCUGAGGUAGCUUUUGUUGUGCCAUCUAUUGACAGUUAUAACAGAUAUCUAGCUGACCCUCAAGGUGACAAGUCACCCCAAUUUAUGAAGAGGAGUUCCUCAGUAACCCUUACAAAACCGCGAUCACUUACCCAGGAAUCUGUUGACAGAAUGCGCCUGGAGUCCCCUGGUUCCCCAACUGAUGCCCCUAUGAUGAGGUCCAAGAGAGGACGACAACCGUUAAUGAUGGGACCAGAUACCAAAAUAUUUGUUGUUUGGUUGGAAAACUUUGAAGACCAUGAAAAUUUCCCUUCUGUUGAGUUACUCGGUGUAACUAGCACUGGCCUGGAACACCACUCUACAAGCAGUUCACUGACAUUACCUAGAGCACCAGAGAAAGACGUGUUUAUAAUCUUCAUACAUGCUCUACAGAAUGGAUUGUUCCGUAUACAUAUGCAGGGACAAACUGGAAAAUUAACAAUGGCUAUUCCAUUGGUUGAUGGGAUGGUUGUGAGCAGACGUUGCCUUGGUAACCUGGUCAGACAGACGGCUAUCAACAUUUGUAAGAGAAAACGUCUCGAGAGUGAACUGUAUCAGCCCCCACAUGUUAGAAGGAAGUUAAAGAUCCAGGAAAUGGUGAAGAAUUACCAGAUGAAAAUGGAUGCUCCUGAUUUCUAUACUGCCUUGUUCCAGGAUGUGUGCAAAGAAUAGUUGACAUUUACUUAGAUUUUUUUUCUGCAUAAAUUUAAUGUUGAUGAAAUGAGACAUUUUCAGUGCCAAGUCGGAUGCAUAGCUUUAGUUUGGCAUCGGUUUUCUUCUUUAGUAAAGACAACAAAAUAGAGACAGUAGGUUUUGAAAUUUCAAGUAUUUGCUCAGUGAUAUUUGCAAAUACAGUCAAACUUUGUUUGCUCCAACUCAAAGGGCCUGUGCAAAUUUGUUCGAGAGAUUCUUGUUCAAGCCAACCAAGGUUGAACUAUUAUCAUGUAGAUGUUGAAAUUGAUGAAAAAUGUCUGGAUACUGUUACAUUGCUAAAGAUAUUUAACCAAAUUAUCACAAAGUUAGAAUUCUUUGUCUUGUGAAGUGUAAAACACCCUGUUUCAUGAAAUUUAAAAUACACAAAUUCAAUACACAUAUCUUCCUAUGCACUUGUUUAUUUAUUCAAUAAACCAGUACUGGGCAUUAAACUUGAUUUGUUUGAACUGUUCUAGUCUGUUGGAAACUGUUAGCAUCACAUACCUGUACAACUAUCAUGUUUGAAAGACGAAAUACACAAAUGGCAUAUACAUGUAUUAUGUAUUAGAAUAUGAACAUGGCAUGUGUAAAAUGUGCAUUUGUGUUAUAUGUAUAGACAUAACUGAUUUGUUAGAUUUUUUUCUUAUAGUAUAUGUUGAAAUUCUUUUAUGUACUGUGUAAACACAAUAAUGUAUUUGAUAUGUUAACAUGACAGUGUAUUAGAAAUGUAAACAUGAUUAUGACUAUGUAUAAUGCAUGUGGCUGUAGCUCUAUGACAAUGUAAACAUGGAAAUAAGAUAGAUUUGAUAUAGCAAAUGUAUUAGAAAUGUAUACAUUAGAUACCAGGAAUGUCCAUGGUUCAGUUAAAAAAGUCCUCUUCAAUUUGAAUCCAUGGUUUGAAAUACCAUAAUCAGCAUGGUUAAGAUAACAGCUCUACAUUAGAAACCAUGGCUUGUGUAGCAACAAUUUCCUUAAAAAUCAUGGUUUAAUAACAAUAAUCCUAUUUAAAAAGAAACCAUGGUUUAAAUUAUAACAAUCCUUUUAAAAAAAGAAACCAUGGUUUAUAUAACUGAAGUCCUUUAAAAUUAGAAAAUGGGUAAAAUAUACAAAAACAACAAAGAAAAAAUGUUUGUGUAGAAACAAUUCUUUUAAGUUAGAAACCAUGGCUCAGAUUAGAGAUGUUUAUUAGGAUAUUUGUACAUAUUAGAAAUUUGUUAGAUAUUGUAAAGUUUAGAAUAUUAUGAUAAGAGAUUACUUUGUACAUAGUUUUGUACAUGAAUUAAAAAAAUCAUAACCAAAAAUAAAGUGCUAGAGGUUGAUUUAUAGUUGUUCAUGUAGUAAUAUGUUUAUAAUACAAUAGUUGAAAUAGUUUUGCUAAAUAUGUUAAUCUAAUGCUUAGGAAAACAAUCUUUAAAAAAACUCCCUUUUUAAAGAAAAUAAAAGAUUGUUUCAUGAUAAACUACUUUGGCAAGACAAUUAACAAAAUACUAGAAAUGUUUGCCAAUUAACAUUAUGUUAACAUAGUUUGAGUAGAUUGUUUAUGUUAUUAUAUUAUGUUAUAGCAAUUUUAUUUUGAUUUAGUGUAUAAACAUAUAAAUAGCAAUUUAUUAUUAAAACAUACAUGUAUUUGAUCAAUCAAAAAGGUGCAAUAUUUGUUAAUGUUUUAACUAACUUGAGAAAUAAAAAUGGAAAUGUU